Messenger RNA from Beta vulgaris subsp. vulgaris (sugar beet), 3111 nucleotides. RefSeq names its product pentatricopeptide repeat-containing protein At4g20770. Lineage: Eukaryota; Viridiplantae; Streptophyta; Magnoliopsida; Caryophyllales; Amaranthaceae. The transcript has 4 exons. The record is from RefSeq and is a predicted model, not a curated record. Gene Ontology annotation, molecular function: RNA binding; protein binding. The coding region runs from base 267 to 2642 and encodes 791 amino acids. Gene Ontology annotation, biological process: RNA modification.
UAACACGUCUUUAUUUGACUUGACUGGGAUUCAUAUUAUUCUGGUAAAUUUUUCCACAAAAGUAAAGAUGAUUAACGAACUACAGAUUUCUGGGAGACUCUGACAAUUAGGUUAAUUUCAAGCUAAUCACAGGCAAUAUUUUCUCUGCAAUCUGUCAGCAUUUGAUUCCUGAUUAGGGUUGUUCCCAGUGAUUGAAUUAGAGGAGUGAGAAAGAAGGCAAGGAAGAGAGAGAGAAAAACUCGGCUUACUCGUGUACUCGGCCUACUAUGUGGAAGCAAAGCAGGGAAUUCAUAGCAAAUUUAUUGGAAUCCUGUAUUAAGAAUAAAUCCCAUAAAGUUGGGAAGGCUUUACAUGCUCGAAUUCUUCGAACGGGGUUUGCUUCUCAAACCUUUCUUUCGAACCGUCUCAUUGAUUUUUAUUCCAAAUGUAACAAUCCUGAGUAUGGUAUCCGGGUUUUUGAUGUAAUGCCUGAGAAAGAUAUAUUUUCUUGGAAUUCUGUGCUGAGUACGUUGUGUGCGGUUAAUCAAUUGUGUGAUGCGUGCACAUUGUUUGAUGAAAUGCCUGAGAGAAAUGUUGUCUCUUGGAACAAUGUGAUUAGUGCCUUUGUUAGAAAUGGUGAUCAUAGUAAAGCAUUAGAAAUGUAUGUAUUAAUGUUUUCCGAAGGUUUAGUGCCUACGCAUUUUACUUUGGCAAGUAUUCUUAGUGCUUGUGGUGUCUUGUUGGAGCUUGAAUAUGGUAGGUUGUGUCAUGGUCUUGCUAUUAAAGUUGGUGCUGACCGAAAUAUGUAUGUGGGCAAUGCUUUGCUUUCUAUGUAUGCUAAGUGUAGAUGUAUAGGAGAUGCAAUUCACGUGUUUGAAGAAUUGUCAGCACCGAAUGAAGUGUCUUUCACAGCAUUAAUGGGUGGCUUGAAAGAGACUCGAAGAGUUGAGGAGGCAUUACGGGUUUUUAAGUUUAUGCACGAGACCAAAACUUGCAUCGAUGCUGUGUCAUUGUCCAGCAUUCUUGGUGUCUCUACUAGACAAGAGGUUGAUGGUUUGCAACGUAAUAUGCAUGGGAAAUUAGUACAUGGUCUUUCUAUCAAGCUCGGAUUACAAAAUGAUUUUCAUUUGGUUAAUUCACUGCUUGAUGUGUAUGCCAAGAAUGGCGACAUGGAUAGCGCUGAAAUCAUUUUCCGGAACAUGUCGAAACAGAGUGUUGUUUCUUGCAAUAUUAUGAUUGCUGGAUAUGGUGAAGUUUACAAGUGUGAAAAAGCAAUAGAGCUAAUGGAGAGAAUGGUAAUUUCUGGUUGUCAACCAGAUGAGGUCACUUUCAUCAACAUGAUAGCAGCUUGUGUAAAAUCAGGGGAUGUCAAAGUUGGGCGUCAUGUAUUUGACAAACUGGUGUGCCCAAGCUUGAGCUCAUGGAACGCUAUGCUUUCAGGGUAUGCACAGGCUGAAAAGCAUGUUGAAGCAAUAGUGCUUUUCAGGGAGAUGCAGUUUAGGAAUUUAAAGCCUGAUAGUACUACUAUCGCUGUUGUUCUUGCCUCUUGUGCAGAGUUGCUACUUCUGGAAUGUGGAAAACAAAUCCAUGCUGUCACACUAAAGGUAACCUUAAACAGUGAUGUAUAUGUUGGUAGUGGCCUUAUUACCUUGUAUUCUAGGACUGGUAAAAUGGACAUUGCCAAGUCUAUUUUUCAUGGACUGCCUGCAGUUGAUAUCGUAUGCUGGAAUUCUAUCAUAGCUGGAUUUUCUAUUAAUUCUCUGGAAAAGGAGGCUUUUGAUUUCUUUAAUAUCAUGAGGAGAUAUAUGUGUCCUACUCAGUUCUCCUACGCUACUGUGCUGAAUUGCUGCGCCAAGCAAUCCUUUUCAUCUCAGGGUAGACAAGUCCAUGCUCAGAUUCUGAAAGACGGAUGCAUAAAUGACGUAUUUGCAGGAAGUGCUCUUAUAGAUAUGUAUUGUAAGUGCGGUAAUGUAGAGGGGGCCCGGGAAAUUUUUAAUGCAAUGCCUAUAAAAAAUUCUGUUAUCUGGAAUGAGAUGAUACAUGGAUAUGCACAAAACGGUAUUGGAGAUGAGGCUGUGCAUCUCUAUGACUGUAUGCUUAGAGAUGGUGGAAAACCUGAUAAUAUAACCUUUGUAGCUAUUUUAACAGCUUGCAGCCAUUCUGGAUUGGUUGAUGAAGGGAUCAGAAUAUUUGAGUCAAUGCAAAUAGAGCAUAAAGUGGAACCACUUUUAGAUCAUUACACCUGUAUUAUUGAUGCUUUGGGUAGAGCUGGGAGGUUGCAUGAAGCAGAAUCGUUCAUAAGAAGGAUGCCGUGUAAAGAUGAUCCUGUUAUAUGGGAGGUUCUACUUAGCUCAUCCAGAUUCUACUCUGACAUUCUUGUUGCAAAGAGAGCCGCUGAAGAACUUAUGUCCCUGAAUCCAAGAAGCUCUACUCCUUAUGUGCUUCUAGCAAAUGUCUUUUCUUCAAUGGGAAGGUGGGAAGAAGUAAGUGCAGUUAGAGAGCUCAUGAGUGAUAACAAUGUGGUUAAGGAUGCAGGCUUUAGCUGGACAGAGAGUAAGAAUGAGAAUGAAAUCUUGGAAGUUGCUGACUCAUUUUCCCCUCUCGAUCACAAUGGAGUUGAUGGCACUCAUAUUUUCACGGUUGAUAGGUCUCAAGUUGGUUAGGUUUCUAUUCCUGUCUUUCCUCUGGCAACCUGUGUUGUUGUUUUGUGGAAUUGUGUUGAUAAGGCCUUCUGAUAGCGUCUUCUACACCAUGAAGUGCAGAAGAGAGCCUCCAGCACAUCUUCCUCUUUCAUCUCCAUCUCCUCACAGCGCUUUAGUAGAUUUUGAUAGUAUGGACAUGAAAGAGAUCGUGAGUGGGCAUUUUCUCACUGUCUAUCUGCUAUGUAUGAUUCAUUGGAUGGAUCUUUGUCCAUUUCAUAGGCACCGGAUGAAAUUAUUAGAUGAAAUAGAGCUAUAUGCGAAAUAGACAACAAUGUUAAGCUAAUCAUUUCAGUUGUUCCUUGAAAGUGACAAACUUCCAGCUUCCUGAACAUAUCUCUUAACAGAGGGAAUCGCACAAAUAAAAGGGGGAGGGGGGGGUAUUGUUAUUGUGUGGGCGCAAGUGCUCUUGUUGAGCGAAGGGGAACAAUAU